This is a messenger RNA of Periconia digitata, 3341 nucleotides long. NCBI's taxonomy places the organism in Eukaryota, Fungi, Ascomycota, Dothideomycetes, Pleosporales, Periconiaceae. The record is from the annotation of a GenBank genome assembly.
UGUUGUUGUGCUCGCCCUUGUCCUUCCGCCAUCGCCGCACUCGCUCCUCCCGCCCUCGCUGCCGCCAGCGUCGCUACAGCCACACGCCCAACGCAAUCCCACCUCUGCCCCCCACGGGGCGUCGCAACGCUCGAUGCGUCCGUAAUCUUUGCCUGCUGCCCACUGAAUGAGCUUGAAAGCGGACCGCUGCCAUGAAUGGGUAUCCCUACUCACAGCGGUCCUUCGCGAAUGGCGGGAACAUGAUGGACAUGUCGGGGGAUGGCCUGGAUACCUUCGACAUGAAUCAAGGCCAGUCUCUGGAUGAUAUCGUCUCGCAAAAUGAUAAAGAUCUCAGGAGAAGGAGCAUGCCCGUCGAUGUCUACCGCAGCGAUGCGCCCAUGGAUUUUGCCGAUGCAGCCAGUCCCAACUCUCGCCGCUACUCUCAGAUGAACUUUGGAGACCCCACCAACUCCAUCAUGGAGGACUUUCAUUUCGAUAUACCCACAAAUGCCGGAAUGCAGAGCAUGAUGCGCCAUGGUACAUUUCCCCAGACAUCAAACGAGAUGGCCGCCGACCGCACCCCCGGCACCGACUUGGCCAUCAACACACAAUUCCCAAACUCGACUUCUCCCUAUCCAAACAUGCCCGCUCCAGGUUCUGCCUAUGCCUCUCCUAUGCACACCGGCCUCGACAUGGACAUCACGAGUCCGUACCCAGCCAUGUCGCUUCCUCUUGACAUGCCCGAUUCUCUUCAAAUGAUGCCUACCGACAUGAACAUGUUCUCCAACUCGCAAUUUGCCAGUCCCAUGGUAGAUUCUUCCAACGCGCAGGACUUCGCCGCCCCUCCUACUGUUCCUCCCCCAACCAAUGCGCCCCUUCAGCGACCUGGCCGUUUCCGGAGUGAAUCGUCCAGUGCCACCCCCGACGGACGAUCUUUUGGUCCAACUCGCUCCAACAGUCACGAGCAAACCAGCCAACGCUCUAAUUCCCGUGCACAAAGUGAGAAGCAAGAUCCCUCUCGGGACCCCUCGCAAAUGAGUCAUGAAUCUCUCCAAAAACAACAGCCCAUUGCUCUCCCCACUGAACAACAAGUGGAAUCCGACUCUUUUCGUCAAAUCAAAUUUCCCUGGAGAACACCUCCCGGUGGUUUCCCAUCUAUGAAAGACGCCAAACCUCACAUCAAAACUGAAUACAAGAACGCAUAUUCAUCCACUGGCUUCGACAUGUUGGGCGUACUGAUGCGAGUCGCCACCAGACCCAAUCCCCAGAUUGACAUUGGCUCUGUGGAUUUGUCUUGUGCAUUCGUGGUGUGUGACUAUGAGUUGGAUGAUGUACCCAUCGUCUACUGUUCGGAGAACUUUGAACGACUCACCGGUUACAGUAAGCACAUGAUCCUUGGUAGGAAUUGUCGAUUUCUCCAGUCGCCAGAUGGUAAAGUAGAGCCUCGCAUUAAACGAAGAUAUGUCGAUGAUGACUCCGUAUAUUACCUUAAAUCUACGGUGGAGAACCGGCAAGAGGCUCAGAUCAGUCUCAUCAACUAUAGGAGAGGGGGUCAGCCUUUCAUGAAUCUUCUGACCAUGAUUCCCAUCGCAUGGGAAAGUGGGGGGCCAAUCAAAUUCAUUAUUGGCUUCCAGGUCGAUCUGGUAGAGCAACCUGGAUCAAUGACCAACAAGAACCCAGAUGGCACAUAUCGAGUCAAUUAUCAGCGAGGCUUGUCGAUGCCGAGUUACGUAUUCACUGACCAUAAAUCACAUGGGGAGCACCAUCAUGGACACACAAUAUCAAAAGAGGAGGUUUCAAAUGUAUUGUCCACUUACGGUUCCACUAGCGACUCGGAAAUUACACGGCGCAUCUGGGACAAAAUACUACUGGAGAACGCCGAUGACGUAGUACAUGUCUUGUCACUGAAAGGAUUGUUCCUCUAUCUAUCCCCAUCGAGUAGCCGGAUUCUAGAAUACGAUCCCGGGGAGCUUGUGGGGACUGCUCUAUCAUCUGUAUGCCAUCCUAGUGAUAUCGUUCCUGUCACAAGAGAGUUGAAAGAUAUGGGCAAUGGUUCUUCUGUCAACGUCGUUUUCCGUCUUCGACGGAAAAAUAGUGGAUAUAUGUGGUUUGAAGGCCAUGGUUCGCUGCAUACUGAACAAGGUAAAGGCCGAAAGUGCAUUAUACUAGUUGGAAGGGAAAGACCAGUCUACACGCUCAGCAAGUCUAUCGUGCGCGCAUCCGGAGGCGUCGGCGACAAUGAGCUGUGGACAAAGCUAUCAACGUCUGGGAUGUUCUUGUUCGUGUCAUCCAAUGUUCGCUCUCUAUUAGACAAACAGCCGGACGAUCUUGUGGGUACCAGCAUCCAGAUGUUGAUGCGCCAAGAAUCCAAGCAGAGCUUUGGGAGGAUUCUUGAACUGGCAAGAACCGGCAGAAAAGGCGAAGUGAAACACGAGUUAAUCAACAAGCGAGGCCAGGUACUCCAGGCUUUCACCACGAUUUAUCCAGGAGAUGCAACCGAAGGCCAAAAGCCAACGUUCCUUGUUGCCCAAACCCGUCUUUUGAAAUACUCUCGAAACAGUUCUGGGCUACGGCCGUCGAUGUACAACAGCAAAGACCGAUCUUCUGACGGGCUGUCAAUCACCUCCGUAGGGACAGGAGCGUCACCUUUGCAUGCGUCUCUGGCAGGUGGCUCAGCGUCAGGCCUCAAUACGUCAGACCAAAUGAAUGUCCCGCGGUUUACGUCGACCGAAUCAUCAGCUACUACGUACGCAGGACAGAAUGGUCUCCGGAUAGGGCAUCAAGACCACUCGCUGGCAUCAGAGGACAACAUAUUUGAUGAAUUGAAAACGACGAGGAGUUCGAGCUGGCAGUAUGAGUUGCGGCAGAUGGAGAAGCGAAACAGGUAUCUAGCAGAGGAAGUGCAAAGCUUGUUAGCCGCGAAGAAGAAACGGAAGCGAAGAAAGGGGGCAGGGCAUGCGCAAAAAGACUGUGCGAAUUGCCAUACAAGGACUACGCCCGAGUGGAGAAGAGGGCCGUCUGGAAACCGAGAUCUAUGUAACUCUUGUGGCUUAAGAUGGGCCAAGCAGCAAGGUCGUGUGUCUCCUAGGACCUCGUCCCAGACAAGCGACAAGAGUAAAAAGAGCGCCUCUCCGCGGCACAACCAAACCAUCCUCCCCAAUAUCAUGCAAGAGACGAUACAAGAAGACCAAGAGAAAAGCAAGCAGAUGGGCUUGGCGUCAAGACCGGCACACUCGAGCCCUCAUCACCAACAGCUCGACCACGACGCACAUUCUUCCAAAAUCGCUAGGACUGGCGCGGCUUACGACAUAAGCGCCAGCGUACCGCCUAAAAUCGAAGAGGGAACCGAACCACCAGAUUGA